This is a messenger RNA of Ciona intestinalis (vase tunicate), 2693 nucleotides long. Its product is annotated as growth/differentiation factor 8. Gene Ontology annotation, cellular component: extracellular region. The record is from RefSeq and is a predicted model, not a curated record. Gene Ontology annotation, molecular function: cytokine activity; growth factor activity. NCBI's taxonomy places the organism in Eukaryota, Metazoa, Chordata, Ascidiacea, Phlebobranchia, Cionidae.
UCAUUGACAGGGUCAAUGUACAGUGUAACUUAACUCUGACUAAUUUUUUUGUAGGUUAUCUAACCACAAUCUGAACUCAGAAGUGUUAUUAGAACUUCAACGAAAUGGUUCACGUAAUAUUAGGAAGUUCAAGCAUGCAGCGGCCGGCACCAACUUUUUUUGUAUUUUGCGUCUUCGCUUAUGUUAUCACAAGCACACAAGGAACGAAGCGUCAGGUUUUAUUGUCGCCGAGCGUACCAGAAACCGAUAGAUCUGAUGACAGAACGUACGCUAUAACUAUGCAUAGCGAGCAAAGUUUCCAAAGCAAAGACGGCUCUGACCGUUCAGAUAGAAACCGCCCGAUCAAUUCCAUUCGCUCAAGGCAUGGCAAACAGCAUAGGAACGAAACGUUGAAUUUGGUGGAACGCAACUCUACAGUGUCUACCGAAAGUGUUCCUAUCAUUAUAGAAAGUGUUGAAGCAGUUGCAAAUGAAGAUCGUCGUCACAGAAUGGACCAACAGCAGUCUUCGUGUGGUCGACAUAAAGUUUGUUCUGAGCGCGAAGAAAUGAGGUCAAUGCGCAUUGAAAAGAUAAAGCAAAAUAUUUUAAGCAAGUUGAGACUCUCCUCUCCUCCAAACAUUACAGAACAACCCUUGUCAACGGAUUCAGCGCCUAUUAUGGAGCUGAUGCGGCGUUAUGGCAUGGACCAAGAUCGUGGAACUAGCGAUGCUGAAGAUCAAGAAACUGAGGACGAGGAAGUAAACAGCGAGCGAGUCAUUUUAACCUCGAGACGUCCGCCGUUCAGCAACAGCCCAUCAGGAGCGGGGGGUUGCUACUUUACUUUUUCUGAACAGCAACGCAGCUUUGCUGUGCACUCAGCUUUUUUGUGGUAUUACGUGCGUCCUGUGAACACAACUGAAACAUAUGCACUGGUUGAGUUACAACGUUAUGUUGCAACUGCGAAUGGCCCUCCUCGACCAGUUUGGGUGAGAUCACUCAGAGUUAGUUUGAACGGCUCCUCAAAAGGCUUCUGGCGAAAAAUUCGAGUUACUGGAUUAGUGAAUGGUUGGUUAGAGCGACCAUCAUAUAACUUGGGAAUUAGAAUCAUAUCAAGAGGAUUAUCUGACCUUGUCAUGACCGAAUCACGCGUCGGGGAAAAAAACAACAAACCCUUUAUGGAUGUCGAACUGGUUGCCCGAACUCGUCGAAGACGGAAACGAGAUGCCGCAGAGGGUUUACGUUGUGACGCUAACUCAACGGAAACACGGUGUUGUCGAUUCGACCUAGACAUUAAUUUUAAUGCAGCCGGUUGGAACUGGAUCAUUUUCCCAAGGACAUACAAUGCUCGAUACUGUUCGGGGGAGUGCGCUUAUUUGCAACUUUCGAAUACACGAGAGCAGCUGAUCCGGCACAUGGGCAACAGACCUGAUUUGCCCAGCAGCAGACAUGUCGAAAACUGCUGCGUGCCGAAAAGAAUGAUUGGAAUUUCAAUGCUAUACUACGACAAUGACGGCAACAUUAUAUUCAGCAAAGUACCGGACAUGGAAAUAGUAAAAUGCGAUUGCUUGUAGUAUGCGUAAAUUGGCCGUGCUGCAGCGCUUACCCUUAUAUGGGCAUGGUGUCAUCGACUCGGGUCGCUUCGCAUAGCAGUCCAAUACAAGCUGAACACACGAAGACUUUGUGGAUAAAUGCAAACGGCAAUACUUUUCGGCAAUAACAUGUAUAAAGACUUCAUUAAAAUGACCCAUCGCAUAUUUGCGUGGUGAUCGUCAUUAACUACAAGUCGUGCUUCAUACACAGCAUGAUCACAUCAUUACAGAAUUAAUCAAAAAACAUUACCCCACAUUCCAAACAUAACCAAUUUAUCCCUACUCUGACAAAUAAGUUGUACCAUUAAACGUAGCAUAAUCAAGUUAUUAUAAUCCAGAGUUUAUUUACUCAUUUGAAAGUUACAGAUACAUUUUUUAAAUCAUUGUUUUCUAAUGCUCAUAUUUUAAGUGAGGAAAACCUUACUGUGAAUCAACGCGAAUUCCGCAAGUCCCGUGCUAUGCAAAUUAUAAAUAUUGAAGCCAUUUCUCAGUAUAUUCGACCCCACACCACUUUCAGUUUUACACGAUUAAACAUGAAGACACUUAAAACUGUUAGUUAAACCAGCAUGCUCCACCUUUUAUCUUUCCAACCGAGACCAGAGGUUCCUAAUAUUUACUUGUUACAUUACAAAAAAAGUUCGAUGUUACAUUACAAAAACAUUCACAUGCGCUGUCCUACUUGCCAGCAGUGUAAAUACGGGGUACAUUCGGCGUGCAAGCCAGAUCGCUUUACAGUUGUUGUAUACUGAUAUUUAUUUAUUAAAUGCUUGUCCUUGUACAGUACUGGCAUGCCACAUCUAAUGUUUAAAUGAGAACGUACGCUUGCUAAACAUUUAAGUACGGCACGUGUCGGUGGUGACAUUGCAGUGUUGCACGCCUUAUAUAUUUCACAUUAUGUUUUGGUGCAUUUUUAUGCAUCAAAAUCUCUUUUGCAAGAGCAAUGUUGUAACUUUUCUCUCGUUUAUCGUAAUAUAUGUGUCACAAUAUUGUGCAGUUCCAUUCGCGAAAAGUUCAAAAGAUUAAUAUUUUAGUUUUAUUAUUGUUUAUUGUUCGUAUCAAUACAUUUUCUAACUUUAUAGAUAUCUGUACUUUAUCAACACUGAAUCAAAUCCAGACAUAAAACCA